Molecule: messenger RNA, 693 nt
Organism: Micromonas pusilla CCMP1545
Lineage: Eukaryota; Viridiplantae; Chlorophyta; Mamiellophyceae; Mamiellales; Mamiellaceae
Exons: 2
Coding region: 1-693 (230 amino acids)
Cellular component (GO): ribonucleoprotein complex
Molecular function (GO): RNA binding
Source: RefSeq, a predicted model, not a curated record
AUGACCAACCUCGGCGGCCCGGGGUUCCCCGGCGCGCGCGGGCCGGGAGGUUUCGGCGUUGAGAAGGUGUUCCCGGUGGUGCGUCUGCGCGGGCUCCCGUUCAACGCGUCCGAGUACGACGUCCAGGAGUUUUUUCAAGGGCUCGAGCCCGUGGACGUGCUGAUCGUCCGACGGGACGGCCGCGCGACCGGUGAGGCGUACGUCGUCCUCGCGAACCAGAUGCUCAUGGAGGUUGCGCUGCAGAAAAACCGCGGCCCGAUGGGACGGCGGUACAUCGAAGUCUUCCGCAGUAAGAAGCAGGACUACUACCACGCGGUCUCGAUCGCGGUGAACGAGCCGGACUACGGCAACGGGAACGGCGGCCAGGGCGGCGGGUACUACGACAACGGCCCCCUCGCGGAGCACACCGGGGUUUUGAAACUGCGCGGACUGCCGUUCAGCGCGACGAAGGACGACAUCAUAACCUUCUUCGACGAUAAAUCCCUCGGGGUCUCGCCGCUCGUGCACGACAGCAUCCACAUCGUGUUGAGCGUGGACGGACGGCCGAGCGGCGUCGCGUUCGUCGAGUUCGUCUCCGCGGAGGACGCCAAGACGGCGAUGAUCAAAGAUCGCUCGAGCAUGGGGACGCGGUACGUGGAGUUGUUUCCGUCGUCGAGAGAGGAAGCGACGAGGGCGGCGACGAGCGGGCGCUGA